AUGGCUGCGAGUUUAUGGGAGGAAACUGAUUCUGAAUUGGAACUUCCGGCUACAUGGCAAGAGGCGAUCCGGACGGAUGGUGUCGUUCUCUAUCGAAAUGCCGCAACGGGUGAGUUCCAGAGAGCGCAUCCAAUAUCCGGUCGAGUCAAAACAGUCAGCACUGAUUUGCCCCCUGACUGGUAUUUGUCAAUAGAUGGCUCUGGGAGAAUCACUUUUAUCAACUCUGUCACUGGUCGAAUAAGCUAUGCUGAUCCACGACUCGCUACUACUUCUACAUCUGGUCCAAUCUCUCUUUCGAAGGGUUUUACCAAAUCGAGAUUUGAUCGGUUUUCUGUCGUAGACGAGGAUCCUUCUGAAUGCGAAACAUCAGUACAUCGCGCUACUGAACUGCUGCUGUUGCGGAGCGCUAACCAGCCACUGAGAAAGCAAGUCGUUGGCUACUCUGUCGAAGUUGAGGUUCAUGGUGUCGCAAUUCGGGUCCUAUUAUCCAAAAAUUUGCGUGGUAGCUAUAUACUCAUCACUGGUUCUAGCUGCGGUCUCGGUCACCUGAUAGCGACAAAGUUAGCGGUCCAGGGAGCAAUUGUCUUCUGUGCCUGUUCGACAUGUCCACCGAAUGUAAGACCCCUGUUGGAAUGCGCAGAUCUUUUCCACCCCACCUCGCGCUAUGCGAAAUCCGGCUUGUUUUGGCUGCCUUGCAAUUUAGCGGACUUGAACUCUGUUGUCCAGUGUGGGAAACUGUUUGUCUCGCUGAACAUCCCACUGCACAUUUGUAUCAUGGCUUCUGAUUGCUUCCCUCCAGGCGCUACUUACUUUUGUUUAGGAACUAUUCUCAGCAACUUGUCCACCAUACGUGAGCGGCUUAUGUCUCUGUUACGCUCAUCAGCCUUCUCGCCUUGCUCCACUUCGUCCAAUUACACAAACUUUUCGUCUGGUCCCUGGCCGACCGGUGCGAAUGUCGCGUCGAAUUUGGAGGUUAAAAAUUACUUGGCUCAAGUGCUAUUGCUCCGAUGUCUUUCGCGCCCCCUCGCACAGGCUUGUGAGGAGUGCAAGGAUCCCAAUGGGAGACCUCGAAUUGUGUUCUUAUCCGGUGAUUCACAUCGUUACGCCACUUUGAGUGAUGCGCAAGACGCUUGGCUUUCACGCUCAUUGUUUUACUCAACCCCAUCCGGUUUCCUGGGUGCUUUGAGCCAAUAUGCCACCAGCAAACUGUGUCAGUUGUCUUUCCUCUUCGAGUUGCAACAACGCAUCCGGAAAUGGCAUCAGGAGUCAGUUGACACCGGUUUCUCUCCCUUAUUGUGUGCCUGCAACGCGGAGAAUUUACUUGCCGUCCGUUGUUCAGGUCUGUGGUACAGGUCUCUAAUGGAAAUCCCCUGUAAUUUUAUUCUCCUUCUGUUACGACUUGCUCGGUGGAUCCUUGGCCCCUUCCUUCAGUCCGUGACGCAAGCAGCUGCCGCUCCGUGCUUUUGCGUCACUGACACUUCUCUGAUCCACUGGAAUACUCAAACGCAUGGAGGAAGUUCCCGAGAUCGCCUGCUCUACCUCGAUGCAUUCCGCUAUCAACCGCCUUCAUCGCACAUCACAAAUAGGGUAAACAGCCGAACCCUCUGGGAACACACGAAUUCCAUUCUGGAUGAGUAUGACGACAACACGGACGGUUGGAAACCCCUGAUCGGGCCAGAUCGGACCUGA
Messenger RNA from Dicrocoelium dendriticum, 1689 nucleotides. The record is from the annotation of a GenBank genome assembly. Lineage: Eukaryota; Metazoa; Platyhelminthes; Trematoda; Plagiorchiida; Dicrocoeliidae.